GACUUGAAGAGACUUUCAAGCAAACCCCUGCGACUAAUGAAAACCUGAACCUUGACUGAGCCGGUUCACGGGAACCUCGCUGGGUUGAGAUCUUAAUUUUACUCAAGCUUGAAGAGCCACAGGUCGCCGAGAAGAAACUUAUCAGCCUUUACCGGCUCACCGUCAAGAUGCAGGAGAAAAGUUUCUUCACCCAAAGGAAAGCAGCAGUAGCACUGUGCGUCGUGCUGUUAAUGCUGGCUCAGCAGGUGUGUGCGGGUCCGUUGGUCCAACAACAGUCCGGCUCUGAUCAGGGGGCAGAUUCCAGCGGGGUCCACGCCCUGAGGAGGAUAGCUCGGAUGACCCCGCUGUGGAGGAUCAUGAACAGUAAACCGUUCGGCGCUUACUGCCAGAACAACUACGAAUGCUCCACGGGACUCUGCAGGGCGGGACACUGCUCCACCAGCCACCGCGCCACCUCAGAGACCGUGAACUACUAGACGUCAGACCGGCGUGUUUGCACCAGUGUACAGCCAUUAUUAAGUACUUUAAAGGGAUUUUCAUAACUGGGGAUAUGCACUUAUCCAGGC
Messenger RNA from Larimichthys crocea (large yellow croaker), 566 nucleotides. RefSeq names its product liver-expressed antimicrobial peptide 2 (gene leap2). The record is from RefSeq and is marked provisional. Gene Ontology annotation, biological process: defense response to bacterium; antimicrobial humoral immune response mediated by antimicrobial peptide. Lineage: Eukaryota; Metazoa; Chordata; Actinopteri; Sciaenidae.